Messenger RNA from Clarias gariepinus (North African catfish), 1717 nucleotides. RefSeq names its product RAB25, member RAS oncogene family b (gene rab25b). The transcript has 5 exons. The record is from RefSeq and is a predicted model, not a curated record. The coding region runs from base 519 to 1154 and encodes 211 amino acids. Gene Ontology annotation, molecular function: GTPase activity; GTP binding. Gene Ontology annotation, biological process: exocytosis. Gene Ontology annotation, cellular component: recycling endosome. Lineage: Eukaryota; Metazoa; Chordata; Actinopteri; Siluriformes; Clariidae.
CUCGGUGUAAUAUGUAUUUCCACACACUUUCUCAUGUAGGCGAGUAGUCUGGAGCUGAAGGCGACGCAUUCCGCAUUCCUGCUCUGUAGAGCCGGCUCGUGGAUUGGCUGUUCCUGAAAUGCGGGCGGUUUUAGUGUCGCUCUGUCUCGCCAUUGGCUGAGCAGGUGCAGCACAGAGGGCAGUUUCGUAUGACUGCACCUGUGCUCGUUCUACUCGUUCAACCUGCUUUGCGAUUGGGUCACACCCCAACUCCAGCCACCAGAGUUUUACUUAUCAGCGGAAAUGCCAAGUUAAACAUCACGGCUACUUCCUUAUCCUCGCAGGUGAAACUUCACACCUAGAAACACAGGACUGUCUGGAGCGUUCCUGGUUGCUUCUUUGUUUCAUUCUUGCCUUUCACAUCAGGCAGGGCUGACUGAGUGCUUCGUCAUCUCUGUUUUGUCUUCCGCUCCUGGAUCCUGACUCAUGACACUUUAUCCAGAGUUUGAGACAGAGAGGAACUAAUGUGAGGGCUGAGAAUGGGAACAGACGAGGCCUACAACUUUGUCUUUAAAGUGGUUCUCAUAGGGGAAUCGGGCGUAGGCAAGAGCAACUUGCUUUCACGCUUUACUAAGAACGAGUUCAACCACGACAGCAGGACCACUAUUGGCGUGGAGUUCAGUACGAGGACUAUGGAUCUGAAUGGCCUCACUAUUAAAGCCCAGAUUUGGGACACAGCCGGAUUGGAGCGGUAUCGUGCCAUCACCUCAGCGUAUUAUCGUGGUGCUGUUGGGGCGCUGCUAGUUUACGACAUUUCAAAGCAACUGACUUACCAGAGUGUUGAACGCUGGCUGAAGGAACUUUACGAUCACGCCGAUCCCCAGAUCGUCGUCAUGCUGGUUGGUAACAAGUCAGACUUGGAAUCGAUACGAGCUGUGUCAACCGAGGAUGCGAAAAAUUUUGCAGAAAAGAACGGAUUGCUGUUCAUGGAAACAUCUGCUUUGGAAUCAACGAACGUUGAAGCCGCUUUCAACAACGUCCUCACAGAAAUCCACAAGAAAGUAAGUAGCAAAGAGGUGAAGCGUGGCUCGGCUGGCGGCGUGACGCUGUCCAAUCCCAACUCCGCACCCGCAGAAGCUCAGGAAGAGAAGAAGCCCUGCUGUAAGAACUUAUAAAGAUGAGGUAAUGAAGUUAGACGAGUUGAGAGGACCACAUCGUGUCAGGAAGGACACGGUGCCUGUCUGUCCAAUGAUAACUCCAAACGAACCACUGAUUGCUGCUUGGUGUGGCCAUAUGGAUUGCUUUUUGCGGUUUCACCACUGUGUUACUAUCACGAGAAAGUAUUCUUGUGCAUGUUUUUUAGGCUGAAAUUGCUUUCUUAGACGCUUUCCCUGUCUUCUCUCACAUGCACGCUAGUAUUGUGAAAGCGAUAUUAUUUAUGAAAUAAUGUCACCAUGUAGCAACUGUCUUUAAUCAUCCUUAAGGAUUAAUUUCAAUCUAGCUUUGGAAGUGAAAUGUGACAUACUGACAAUAUUGUUUUACACUAAAAGUUGUCAACAGUUAAAACUGCACACUACAUUUCAUGACAUUGACUUUUUACACAGUUAAAUCCUUAUAAUAAGGACACAAGUUUCCUUUUAAAACUGAUCUAUCAAUCAAUUAUAAUAGAUAUAGUGCAAUGUAAGUGAUGAUGAUUAAUGAAUUGGUUAUAUAUAUCUACUAAACACUGGAGUCCUCU